Hydra vulgaris (swiftwater hydra) is the source of this 3487-nucleotide messenger RNA. The record is from RefSeq and is a predicted model, not a curated record. Lineage: Eukaryota; Metazoa; Cnidaria; Hydrozoa; Anthoathecata; Hydridae.
UGAAAGAUCAAUUUAAAGGCAAUUUUGUUGGAGCUUUUCUGCUAAGUCCAAAAAUAGUUUUAGAUUUUCAAAAAAUUACUCCUUAUUUAACUAUUAAUCCAUUAAAAAGUUUUAGCAGAAAAAAGAUUUUUUUUUAGUUUUCAUCUUAAACAUUAUACUUCCUAUAAUCAAAUAAAAGUUAAUAGUUUAAUCAUAGUCAAUAGAAUAUAACUAUGGUCUGGAAGUCCAUUGUUUUAUGUUAUUGUUCGCGUUUAUUUGUGUCACGUGAUCUAAGAGUGUGCAAAACAAAGUUCAAAUAAACAUACCAAGUUCAAACAAACCAACAAAUUUCAUAUAAAUAAAGUUAACACAGUUUUAUUCAAAGCUACAAUCAAGUUAUGCCUGGCAGGAAUUGUGCUUUUCCAACUUGUACAGUUUCUUAUACAAGUAAGCACAACUUUAUGAGCAGCUUCCGAAUUCCAACAAGAAAGUGUGAGUCUGACUGGAAAAAUGAUAUCGUUAAAGUUUUAAAUAAAUACCCUCAAAUAGAUAAGUCAUUACAGGAGAGGAUUGAUGCUGGUCGUGUUUAUAUAUGUGAACGUCAUUUUAAACCUGAAGAUAUUGAGUUGACAAAAUCUGGUCGCAAAACAUUGAAACUUGGUUCAGUUCCAACAUUGAAUUUACCUGUGAAAUCACAUGAAACAUUCACAGCUGAGCGAAGAAAACUUGAAAAAGUUUGUAUUAAUAAACCGAAAACCAAAAAAGCUGUUUGUUACAAGCACUGGGAAGACUUUGUGUCUCGUGCAACAAAAUUAAAGAAUGUAUAUAACUGACAGGUUACAAUUGACGAUAACAAGCAAAUUGCUCAGUUUAAAAAUUUUGAGAUACUAUUUUCUCUACCGAAGUGCGAAGUGAUUGUAAAUGAUUCUUUGGAAUUUACAUGUUUGGUGUUUGGUUGGAAACUUUCAGAUGAUCAUAUAAUUUACAAAGAUUUCAAACAAAGUAUGACAAAUGUAUUGAUACAGAACUUACUGCAAAAAAUAUCAUUGCUCAAUGUUUGCAAAGGAAUUGAUCAAGAAAUAAUAAAUUCCAGCGUAUUGAAUCAUGUUAUACCUUUUGAUUACGACCUUGAUACAAUAUCUCCUAUGCAAUAUAAAGAGUUAAAAAGACAUAAAGAUUGUAGGGUUUUACAUGAAGAAAGUGAAUGUGAUAUUUGUAAAAAAGUUAAAAUAUUAAUGAAAAAACAAUUUAAAUCUAAAAUAAAGAUUGAUAACACUGCAGCAAAGUUAAAAGCUCCUCUUACAAAAACAUCAAAGAAAAGAAUUGUUCUUGCAUUACAACAAGAACGAGUUAAAACCAAAGAAUUAAAAGAAAAAAUUUAUCGAAUGAGAAAAGAAAUUGAUGCAAAGGGUGUGGAACUCAACAAAGAUUUUAUUAAUGAUAUAAAUCACAUUAUGGAUUGAGCAAAAAAAAGCUUCUACUAAUCAGAAGAGUUUAAAAUAUCAUCCUAUGAUUAUCAGAAUCUGCUUAUCCCUUUUCAUGAAAUCAGCAUCAGCAUAUGAUGAACUUAGGAAUUCCAUGAUACUCACUCUGCCAAGUCGGAGGACUCUUAGUGAUUAUAAAAAUGCAAUACGUCCAUCAGUCGGGUUCAAUCCUAAUGUAAUUGAAGAACUCAAACUGAUCACUAACAACUUAAAUGAUGUUCAAAGAUUUAUAGUACUCUCUUUUGAUGAAAUCAAAAUUAGUGAAAAUUUAGUGUAUGACAAGCACUCAAAUGAGCUUAUUGGCUUUGUUGAUCUUGGAGAUCCGCAUUUAAAUUAUAGCACUUUCAAAGACAUUGAUGACCUUGCUUCUCACUGCUUAGUUUACUAUAUUAGAGGUGUUGCUUCCGAUUUAAAGUUUGCUUUGGCAUAUUUUGCUACUAAAGGUGUUACUGCAAGUCAAAUUAUGUCUACUUUUUGGAAAGCAGUGUCUGUGUUGGAAUUAGAGUGUGCUCUUAAAGUAAUUGCUGCUGUGUCUGAUGGUGCUUCUCCAAAUCGACUGUUCUACAAAAUGCACAAAGGGAUGGAUAACAUUGAAUCAUUUGUUGUGUACCGUUCAAAAAAUAUAUUUGCAGACCGCUACAUAUAUUUUUUUUCUGAUGCACCACAUCUUAUAAAAACAUUUAGAAAUUCAUUGCAUCAUUCUGGAGAUAGUGAAAAUCAUACACGUAAUUUAUGGAAUGAACAAAAAGUUAUAUGGAGUUAUUUCGUGAAAUUAGUGAAUGAUGAUAUUUUCAGAGAUUUAAAGUUGCUGCCUAAAUUGACCUUAGAGCAUGUUCAAUUAAAUUCUUUUUCUGUUAUGAAUGUUCGAUUAGCAGCUCAAAUUCUUAGCAAAAGCGUUUCAAAUGUCUUACGCUUAAAGUAUCCCACAGAAACCCAUGUAAGCACAGAUAUGUGAAUUAAUGGAUAAAUUUUUUGAUUGUACGAUUACUCGAAAUCAAAAGGAAGGAUUCUGAAAAGAAAAGAAUUUUUGUUGCCCUACCGCAAUGUUAACGAUGCUCGCUUUGAUUGGCUCAAGAACACUUUUCUAAAAUACUUUGAAACUUGGCAAGAAAAUAUUAAAAAUAGAACUGGGAAUUUCCAUCUGGGUGAACGUGAAAAAAUGUUUAUUUCAUUACAAACAUACGAAGGUCUCCAUAUAACUGUGAAUUCUUUAAUUAAAGUUACCAAGUUUUUAUUAACUAGCGGAAUACCUUUCGUAUUGACUGAACGUUUUACCCAAGAUGUCCUGGAGGAAUACUUUGGGAGGCAUCGCAGCCUUGGUCGCCGAAAUGAUAACCCUACCCUCAUUCAGUUGGGAUACCAAUCAAAUGCUAUCAGAAUGCAACGAUCUGUAGCACCUGUUACUGGAAAUACCAUAGGAGCUCAUAUACAAAAGCGUAAAGUAUCGUGGAGAAUCGCUUCUGAUGAACCAUUAGGAAAAAGGUGUAAGAGCAAGAAAAAAAAAACAACAGAAUCUGAGAACAUAUGAAAAUAAUUGAUGAUAUAUUUUUAAAUACAUAAUUUUAUUAAUAAAUAAACACAUAACAAGUGGCAUAUACCAUGCUUGUUACUCUUUGGAUUGUUUUUUAAGAGUUUUACGAAGACCACCCUUAUUAUUUUUUUGUUUCAAUUUUAGUUUAUAUUUGGUGGUAAUGUCUUUAGCCAAAGAAAAUGCUCGCACUCGAAAAUAAAGUUUGACCAUAUUUUCUAAAAGGUUUUUACUAACAUCAUUAUCAAUGUCAACUCCGCAUCCUGUUAAGAUAGAAUUAUAAAAGCUGUAUCUUUCAGUAGUUCCAUAGUCAUCCUGUUAAUAUCAAUUUCUUGCAAAUGAUUAAUAUUUGUUUCAUUUUGAAAUUGAAUUUCAGCUUUUACAAAUAUUUGCUGGCAUUCAUUAUUAACAGCUGUUAGUCCACCACGAUUUUGUGCCUCAAUCAAUUCCUGAUCUGUAGAAUUUUUGCUAAUAGCGUUAUUUAAUAUUUUUAUUA